GCACAGACCCAAGUUGACCUCCACCCGGUCGGUCUCGACAGACACGGACUAAGCUAGCUGGUCUUUUUACACAGAUCGUGCCAAUAUUUAAUCCAAAUAAUUAUUUCGACGACAUCUUUAAACACUGUGGGCGAUGGCAGAACAGUCAAAGACUAAUGACAUCCUUUCUCUAUCCGAUAUUUUGGUUCCAGAUGUAGCAUGCCUUCCAUGUCAUCUCUCGUUUCCCAUCGGUAAUUAAUUCCAAAAACAAACCAAUUCAGCUGAUCGCAAUUCUGCUAUGCUGCCAUCUAUUGUCAAAAACACUUUAUUCCAGCCAAGAAUUCCUAGAUCCUCUGAGCUGAGCCGAGUGAAAAUUUGUCGGACAUGAGACAUCAAAUCUGUUUGUUUUUCACCUAUUUUUCCACAUUUUGACAGACCUGACGAAAUUUGUUAAAAUAUCCGUGAGCUUUGAACCACUAAAUAUCAUUUGGCUGAUUUAUUUUCUAUUUGUAAUAGGUUAAACUGGACUUUAAUGGGGCGAAACCCGUCGUUAGGUUUCAUUGUUGACAUGGGUUACGAGCUCUCGUUCUGAUUCGAGCAGAAUUUUUAUUUUCAACGUUCAUCAAACAUCAAAUUUCUACAGUGCCAGUGAUCAGUUUAUCAACAUGACAGAAGUGGAAGAAAGUACAGCUAAAGAACCGGUCGAGGAUGAAACUGUGGCUUCGAAUACCUACACGAUCCGCCCCAAUUUUCUUAAGAAAUUUCGGCCUGCAACAGUCAAGUCAGUCAUCCACACAGUGCUUAAUGAGGAGCUGUCAGAUAAGCAGUACAGUGCCGAGGAAACAACAGCUUGGUGUAAGCUGAUCAGUGAGAAGAUUAAGGAGAGAUUAAAAGAAUUAGAAUUAGAUCGCUACAAGUUUAUCAUCCAAGUCGUGAUAGGUGAACAGAGAGGCGAAGGAGUCAAGAUGGGCUGUAGAUGUUUCUGGGACUCUGAUACUGAUAACUAUGCGCAGGAUAUAUAUAUGAGUGAUUCUCUGUUUUGUGUGGCGGCUGCAUUUGGAGUCUUCUACUACUAGACUGGUGAACGAUAGGACUUUAGAGAGAGAUACCGGGUCUCAACCAGGGACACAGUCUUUCUAGUUCCAAGACCAGUGAGAAGGCCAACUUCCUGAAUUCAGUUCAUGUAUUCUUCUUCCAACUUUGGAUUUUGAGACUUGUCGGAGAACUCUAUUUUUGAAACAAAGAGAAAGAGAAAAUUGUUAUUCUGAUUCUGAGAAUUCUGAAUGACACAGGAACUUCUUAUUUCUGUUUUAAGUAAAUAUAUUGGAUGAUAUUGAAGGAUCUUUUAAAAAUUCAAUUUUUGUUUAUACUUUUAAUUUCUGGUUCUUCUGUUCUAACGCUCUAAUGGUCUAGAUAAGUGACAACCUCAAUUUCAAAAUGUCUUUCAUCCUUUUUGUUACCUGAAAUUAAUCAAGUAACAUUAUGUUGGUUAAGAUGUAAAGUAUUUGUUAAAAAUAUAUUUAGAAUUAAUAGAAAUCAAAUUAUUAUUUAGGGUAAAAUUACUGACAUGUUGGAAAUUGCACAUAACACAUCAUAUACAUGUACAAGAAUUCAUAUGUAACAUGAGAUACCCACCCCCCCCCCCCUCCUUGACUUCAUAUCAAAAGUAGAGAGUUUCUCUAUUAUUUAUUACAGAAUUAGGAGGCUUACUGAAUCUGAGUGUGAGUAGAUGUGUCGUGUACUUAUGCUCAAAUCUAAUGACCAUUCAGAGAGGAAAUGAAUUAUUAGUUUCAUAUUGAAUGUAAAUAUGACAGCCUAUAUUAUUUUGCAUAUUGUUGAAUUGUUUAUAGAAACUAUCAAAGUGGGAAUAUGUCACACUUGAGCACCACAUUUUUCUUAUCUCUUUCUGUAAAAAAGCAACCCCAAUAAACACCAAGGAAUAGAAGGCAGUGCCAUAUAUAGUAACUACAAAAAAAUUACUUAUCAUGAUUUGUCCUUAAUAUCAUAUUCACUGAUAUAUUGCAUAAUUCAUGCACUCUGAACUUGAAAAUGUCUUUUUAUUAUAUGCUUUAUUCAUGCAUUGCUUGUUGAUGCAUUGACUUCAGUACAUGUCUUUUUUUUUUUUUUUUUCAUUUCUGAUCAGGUGAAGAUGAAUGCCUUCAGUGUAGAUUUAAGUCGAUAGCAGCCGUACUAUAAUAUCCUGUGAGAUCAUCCUGUUUUUCAACUGUUAAGAAACAGACACUGAAUAUUAUAAGACUUAGAAACAAAAACAAAAAGUUACCUUGACCUGUAAAUUAAAGAUAAUCUAGGUCAAUCCCAUUUAGUUAAUACAGGAUUAGUCUGAUCAUAAUGGGCCCUCCCUUGUGCCAUGAUACGGCUGGACAUGUCCUUUAAUCUACUGGUUGGUCAGUGUAUUAACAUGUGAUUUGAUAUCCUACAGCUACCCCCCCCCCUCUCUCUCUCUUUAUUUGGUCACAAUCUUUUAUUCUAAAGUAUAGCUCCCAUUUCACAUGUAUGGUGAAUUCCUUAUGCCAAUCCACAAUUAUGCAGGUACACCCCCCCCCCUCUUUAUGUUUGCUUGUAUGAUAUAUAUGUUCAUUAUGUACAUAUAAUAAAGUCAGAUGAUUGACACCUGUACAUUUUUCUUGUAAUUAAAAGGUUCCAUUGCUACAGGCCAAUCUAUGUUCAGAAGUAAA
Lytechinus pictus (painted urchin) is the source of this 2675-nucleotide messenger RNA. RefSeq names its product dynein light chain Tctex-type protein 2B-like. The record is from RefSeq and is a predicted model, not a curated record. Gene Ontology annotation, cellular component: cytoplasmic dynein complex; cytoplasm. The transcript has 5 exons. Gene Ontology annotation, biological process: microtubule-based movement. Bases 645 to 1055 code for a protein of 136 amino acids. Gene Ontology annotation, molecular function: dynein intermediate chain binding. Lineage: Eukaryota; Metazoa; Echinodermata; Echinoidea; Temnopleuroida; Toxopneustidae.